This is a messenger RNA of Dromiciops gliroides (monito del monte), 3250 nucleotides long. RefSeq names its product Cas scaffold protein family member 4 (gene CASS4). The transcript is spliced from 7 exons. NCBI's taxonomy places the organism in Eukaryota, Metazoa, Chordata, Mammalia, Microbiotheria, Microbiotheriidae. Gene Ontology annotation, molecular function: protein binding. Gene Ontology annotation, cellular component: cytoplasm; plasma membrane. Gene Ontology annotation, biological process: cell migration; cell surface receptor protein tyrosine kinase signaling pathway. The coding region runs from base 1 to 2538 and encodes 845 amino acids. The record is from RefSeq and is a predicted model, not a curated record.
AUGACAAACCUGAAAGGAACCAGCAUCAUGAACAGAUCUCCAGAGCAGUGUAUCUUGGCAAAAGCAUUAUAUGAUAACCAUGCUGAAUGUGCUGAUGAGUUGGCUUUCCGGAGGGGAGACAUCCUGACCAUUCUAGAAAAGAAUGUCCCAGAAAGUGAAGGAUGGUGGAAGUGUUCACUUCAUGGUCGACAAGGGCUGGCCCCUGCAAAUCGUCUCCAUGUCCUCACGGAUUCUCAAGAGGAUGGACUUGCUCUCUCCUCCCAGAAUAGCUUGGAAGAAUUACCCAGCAGUCCAGAAAAGACUAGCCAUGUGCCCUCUGAGCUCAACAGACCUCCUCCACCAGGUGUAUAUGAACAGAUGGUUGGUUGGGUGAAGCUACCCCAGCCUGUAGCUUCUCCCUCUAUUGAUCAAGUAUAUGAGCAACCUGCACCAUUGACCACAGCAAAAAUUUUCACUGAAAAGACUCUAAGUUUUGCUAAACAGGACCUCUUUACACUUCCCAGACCGACCUCGGGAUCAACUAUUAAUUCACAAGUUUAUGAUGUUCCAUCCCGACAAAGCCAAGGUCGCCUGAUUCCUAAGGAACAGGAGAAACAAGUGUAUGACAUUCCAGCCUUCUCUGAAAAGGCAGGAAUCCAUGUUCCAAAGAGCCAUGUUUAUGAUGUCCCCCCUCCAAAUGCAAGAGUCGUUUCUCUAGGAGAUAUGCCCUGUGUUGUUUCUCCAUCAACAAAAUCUGUUAGAAUGUGUUGUUAUAAUACUUUGCCCAAUCCUCGGAAGCCUGGAUGGAUUUAUGACACUCCAGUGUCUCCAGAUAAAGCAGGUUUGAGACAAGCACCCCUAUCAAGUUCCCCAGAACAGAAGGUUCUCUAUGAUAUUCCACCUCCCAGGUGUACAUCAACCCUGCAAAAUUCACCGAAUGAUAAAUCAAAGACACUCAAACCACAAAUGAAUAACCAGUGCAGAAAUGUACUCCUAGUUCAGAAAAAAAUCAGUGCUCCAGAAAUGCCUGUAUAUGCAUCACCACCCCCUCGAGAUAUACCACCCUUGAAACCUAGAAUUGAAUAUGCUGUUCCCCCCAGUUUUCUGAUUCCUCGGGUAGAACAACAGAACACAAAGCCAAAUAUUUAUGACAUUCCAAAAGGGAUGUCUCCUGUCCCUCAGCUUGGGAAAGAUCCUGAAAAUAAAAAUGAUGCUUCAGAAAAUUGUGUUUAUCGUGUCCCCCCCUGGCUACCAAUACAUCCAAGAUCAAUAUCCCCCGAGCUAUCAGAACAAGAUAGAUUAUCCAUUUCCAGUGUGGACAGCAGAGCCAGUAUAUCUUCUUGCUCCUCAGCUUCUACUGACCCCUCGUCUAUUUCCUCAUCAGAAGAACCAGGUAAAGAGGUUAUGUUGGACCUGGAGUUAGCCAAAGAGAUGGUGACAAACCUACAGCAUAGAGUAGCUAGCUCCAUAGCAAGCCUAAUGAUCUUUGUGAGCAGUAAGUGGAGAUUCAAAGAAUACCUGGAAGCAAACAUUGAUGAAAUCCAUAGAGCUGCUGAGCACAUCAAGGCAUCACUGGGAGAGUUUCUGGAUUUUGCCCGAUUGCUUGGUGUGAAUGCUAGCAAUCUUACGGACAGUAAUCUUCAAGUCAGGAUAAAAAAGCAACUACAGAUUAUUUCUGAUUCCUACAAGAUUCUCCUAGAAACAAGGGAAGCUCUGAAUAACUGCAAUUGGUCCCUGGACAUUCUUGUUACUGACAAACUUCAGAACAAUCCUGAUGACCUGGACAGAUUUGUCAUGGUGGCCCGGACAAUUCCAGAAGACAUAAAGCGCUUUGUCUCCAUCAUCAUUGCAAAUGGGAAGCUUCUUUUUAAACAGAACUGUGAGAAAGAAGAGACCACUCAAUUCCACAUGAAUACAGAACAUAAAUUUGCAACAUUUACUCAGGUUCCCAGAAGAAAAGAUGUUGAUUUGCACCAAGGGAAUAUUGCUCUUGGUAAACCAAGGGAAAGAGAAUUUUCUUCUGAGCCAUCAAGUAGAAAUAUGAGGAAUGUCUGUGACCAAGAUAAAUCACAGAAGACAGUGGAUCUAGAAGAUGUAGAGAAAACAGUUUUCAAACAAGCAGAAAAGAAAAAAGACUUUAAAACAAAGAGUCUUUCUCCUACAAACCACAAACCACUGAGUAGGCAGGAUCCAGAGAAGAAAAUCAACCUUUCAGAACACUGUAGACUUUACUUUGGUGGGCUUCUUAAGGCCAUUGGCAUAUUUAAUACCAGCCUUAGCAAUAAUCAACCACCUGAAAUUUUCAUCACUCAGAGUAAGUUGAUCAUCAUGAUAGGCCAAAAGCUGGUGGACUCCCUCUGUCAAGAAACAAAGGAAAAAGAUGUUCGCAAUGAGAUUCUCUGCAGCAGCAGCCAGCUCUGUGGCUUAUUGAAGAAUCUAGCUGUGGCCACCAAGAAUGCCGUCCUCAAAUACCCUAAUGAUGAUGCAAUAAGAGAACUUCAAGUGGAAGCAGAGAAGCUAUGUAAAUACACACAACAAAUCAGAGAAACGCUAGAAUGAGAUCUCACUUUAGUUCUUUCUGAUUUAUUACUAGAGAGCCUCAGAAAUCCUUGCUGGGCUGGUCUUAUUAUUAGCUUCUGCCCAUAUACUUAGGUACUGUUAUCAAUACCUACAGACUAUGGUACCAAGUUGCUAGGAGUAUACAGGACAAUGGUUCCAUAGCAAAUCCUGGCACAAAGUGAAGCAUUAUUAAGUAAGGAUUUUAAGCAUGUCUGGGAUCAGCAUGUAAGGUAGUGAUUUGAUGCAAGUUUUUCUAUAAACUUCUAGUAGGCAUCUGCUGUGCACAAAGCAAUGGGGAAGAUAGAUACAAAGUUUAGCUCUGGUUCUGGACCUCGUAGAGUUGAUAGUACAGGAAACUCAUUUAUAUAGCCUUUGAAGGCUUACAAAGUACUUCCCUCACAACAACCUUAUAAGAGAAGUAAAGCACCCUUAUGCCCAUUUUACAGAUGAGGAAACUGAAGCACAGAGGAAUGAAGUAGUUUGUCCAUGAUGAGACAGCUAAAUGAGUAUAAGGGCCAGGAUUAAAACCCAAGUCUUGUGACUCUAAGUCCUAUGCUUGUUUUAUAGAAGUCAAUUUUUAUAUUGGUUAAAAUUAAUUUUAAUACUCUAUUUUUCUUUCUUUUUAUAAAAACAAACCAGGGCCUCCCCCCCUUUAGAAUUAAUUUUGUUAGAAAAAUACAAACUUUUUUUGUAAUUGCUUGUUACACUAAGA